AUGGCUCAAAGCAAAGAGGAAACGGAAGUAAUGAUACAAUACAACAACGGUGAAAGUCAAACCCGAAACACCACCAACGCAAUGGCGACCCCAAAACCAUCAGAUUCCAAUGCUGUUUUAAAGUCUGUGAGCUUGGUGUUACUGACCCUCCAAAAUGCUGCCCUUAUACUGGUUAUGCGCUAUGUACGUAUUAGAAAUGGAGACAUGUUCAUGGCCACCACAGCUGUCAUCAUCUCCGAAGCUCUCAAGUGCCUUACAUGCUUGGUCAUCAUAUUUUGUGAAGAAAAAUUCAUCGUAAGGAAUUGGAUAAAACAUCUGUAUGACAAUAUAUUCAGUCAACCCAUGGACUGUGUGAAUGUGUCAGUGCCCUCACUGAUCUAUGUUCUACAGAAUAACCUCUUAUAUGUGGCCGUUUCAAACCUAGAUGCUGCAACAUUCCAGGUUACCUAUCAGCUGAAAAUCUUAACAACAGCGCUGUUCUCAGUGGUGAUGCUGAAGAAACAUCUUAGCAAGUUACAAUGGGUGUCGCUAGUAGUGCUGUUUAUUGGUGUAGCAAUAGUACAGACACAACCUGAUAACACAGCCAAGUCUACGGGAACCACAGGAUCUACAGCAGUGGAACAGAAUCCAACCCUCGGUCUCAUCGCCGUCAUCAUCUCCUGUUUAAUGUCAGGCUUUGCAGGUGUUUAUUUUGAGAAGAUCCUCAAGGGCACAAAACAAUCAGUAUGGGUACGGAAUGUUCAGCUUGGGUCACUUGGCGUUGUCAUUGGACUGAUAGCAAUGUACUUAAAAGAUGGAGAGAAGGUGGCUGAAAAGGGUUUCUUUUUUGGGUAUGACUAUGUUGUUUUCAUCGUCAUCUUCAUUCAAGCUUUUGGAGGUCUACUUGUAGCUGUUGUUGUUAAAUAUGCUGAUAAUAUUCUGAAAGGAUUUGCCACAUCGGCUGCUAUCAUCAUGUCCUGCCUUUUGUCAAUGUAUUUCUUUGAUUUCCAUGUCUCUACCCCGUUUGCUUUGGGAGCAUCUUUGGUAAUGAUAUCCAUUUACAUGUACAGUAAAUUUGUACCUGCUCCUUCCACUAAAGUUACCAGUGCGUAGGCUAAUUAGGGUGUCUAUUUUUGUUGAU
Messenger RNA from Ylistrum balloti, 1120 nucleotides. Its product is annotated as UDP-galactose translocator-like. Gene Ontology annotation, biological process: pyrimidine nucleotide-sugar transmembrane transport. Lineage: Eukaryota; Metazoa; Mollusca; Bivalvia; Pectinida; Pectinidae. The coding region runs from base 1 to 1092 and encodes 363 amino acids. Gene Ontology annotation, cellular component: Golgi membrane. The transcript has 3 exons. The record is from RefSeq and is a predicted model, not a curated record. Gene Ontology annotation, molecular function: UDP-galactose transmembrane transporter activity.